Molecule: messenger RNA, 3678 nt
Organism: Stylonychia lemnae
Lineage: Eukaryota; Ciliophora; Spirotrichea; Sporadotrichida; Oxytrichidae
Source: the annotation of a GenBank genome assembly
AUGGGAAACUACAUCGAGAGAUUAUGCUGGGACUUUUAAUUAUUAAAAACCCUGAAUACUUUGAAUCUAAGUAGAAUCCCUUUGAAUCCAAUAUGCUGCUAAAGAAUCGGGGAACUACUGCUUGACACACAAUAAUUAAGAGAUCUUAAUUUAUCAUCGUGUAAAAUAAAAGGCCAAGGAACUAGGUACAUCAUUGAAGGCUUUGAUAUGAAUAAAACUCUGACAUUCUUCAACUUUGGGUUAAAUGAUCUGAGCAGUGAAACUUAUGAGUAUUCCUCACAGUUGGGGAAGAUUUUAAGCAGACAUAGAAGUUUGAUGCAUGUAGAUCUUACCAGCACCAAUUUAAAGGUAAUAAUGCAAUUCAAUAUAAACUAUUACUAGAAAGAAGAGGUAUUAUUUGUUUGCCUAGCUAUUAAUCAUUCAAGAAGCAUUCUGAGUUUACAUUUAUCAGGGAAUGAAUUAGGCUAUUAUGAGAGAUUGUAUUUAAGAAAUCUUAUGAGAGCGACUGUUUAAUACCGCUUCAAAAACUUUGCCGAGAGGAAUGACUUCUAAACCAAAAGAGAGUUGAAUAAAAUAAGAGAAUUAACCUCUGAGGACUUCUAAUCGAAUGAUGUUAGGUCCUAUUUUGAGAACAGAAACUACCUAGAUAUCCAGCAAAAAAGUCUAGAUAAAGACUAGAUGAAUAUAAUAGAAAACGUUGAAAGUAUUUUCAAGCGAACAGAGGGUAAGGAUCCCAAAGAAAACUAUGAGGCUCUUCUAAACUAGAUAAAAAUUAAAUCUGAUGAGAUAUUUAGCUUACAAAAAUCAUAGAUAACCUCAGAAGACUAGAUUUACAAUGAGAUAUUUGAGAUGAUUAAAGCUGUUGAGAGUCCAGAGAGAUUAGGAUUAUAUAACGAGAAUAGAGGAGGGUAGAAAUAAAAUACCUAGGAUUCAAUGUUCAAGACAUAAUAGCCUAAAUAAGGUGACACUUGGGAGCUAUUAAAGAGAUUGAAAACAGAAAGAAUGAAGCAGAAGUUUGAAGCUAACUAAAAAUCACCCUCGAAGCAAAAAGAGUAGCAUGAAACAAACACAUCAAUGCUGUUUGGGGAUAAUGCUCAUGAUGCGAACUAUGAUAAUCCAAUGACAGGCUACAUGAAUGAGAUUAUUUUUACAAGGAUAGUUGGGCACGAGGACAUUCUGCUUGGAGAUUAAUGGAAAGAUGGAAGUUAAUGCUGGGUUUGCGAGAAAUGGACUAAACAGGUAGUUUAAUUUUAAGAAAUGGAUGAGUAAUUAAUGAAGGAGAGUAUAACUCAGUUAGAACAACUAAAAAAGGCCAUUUAAGAUGUCAUUAACAACAAAAGUUAGGUCUUCACUGUUUAAUAGCAAUCUCCAUCUCAAAUUCUCACGCCUAAGUCAACAUACAAUUUAAAAGAUAGAAGGAUGGUAUUCUCUGAAGGGAGGGUUGAUUCAAGAAAUCUUUAAGCUAGGUCUGUUAUUAAGAGCAACUAGCUAUAGACUAUAAAUCUUGCCUCAAUAAACUACAAAAAUUAAGAGCAAUUCAUUAUUGAAAAAGAAAAGAAUAGAAUGUAAAAGGUGAAACAAUUGAUAGGAGUUCAUUAUCCACCAGCUCUAACUUAGCAGCAGAUUGAAAAAUUGAUACUACCUGAAAAUUAUGCAAAGGUAGUUAGUUUUAAAACCAAGAGCUCAUUACUAUCAAAUCAAGACACUUUAAUUACUAACCCCAAAAUUGAAGUGAAUGUCUAAAAUUAGAAACAGCAUAACUUUAAUCUCAACAUUAACCAAGUGAAGAAUAAUGAAGAAAAUAAUAGAAUGGAUUAAAAAAAUUAAUAAAUUAAAGGAAGUCAAAAGACUAAAGGAAAAAGAAACUAUAGCAGCGGAGAUGAUGAACUUUACUCAAGUGAUGAUGUAGAUGACUUUGAAAAAGAUGAAAAGCUUAAUCAAGAUUACGUUAGGAGGAUCAUGCCUAGCAAAAAGCAGUCUAGCUAAAUUCCAACAGCAAGAUCCCCAAAAGAAGCAGCCUAGGGAGGAUAAAAUCAAAAAUAAACGAUAGUUGUUUAAAAUUAGCUGCAAUCCCCUAAUACAGAGCAAACCGUAGAAGAGUCGGAGAUAUAGGGUUCAAAUUAUUUGAAGAAUGAGAUAUAUGUCUGUGGUAGUUUCAACAAUUGGUUUCCCUUAAAGCUUUUGACUUCAGAGGAGAUUUAUAUGUAAAACAAAGAGCAUGAUGAAAAAAUUGAAGCUCUAAACUAAGCCCUCAGUAAGUAAACAACAUUCUCCAAGUAGAAAACUCUAAAUGAUGGGAAACCACCAAAAGAUCCACUUGGCAAAGAUGUAUUAAGAUUUGUGGAUUUUUUCCCCCCUGGAAAACAUUUCUUCUACUUUAUUAAGAACAUGAAAUACUAUUUCUUGUCUCCGAGGUAUGAAAUAGUCAGAUUCAAGGGUUCCCACCUAUUUCUAAAUCAGACAGUGGUUUAUCCUAGACUAGGCUAGUUGCAAGAAUUAAAAGCUAAAGAGGGUAAGUCAGCAAACCAAGAUAGAAGGUUUUUAAAAGAGAGAAGUGUAUUCAAAUCAUGGAAAGAUGAGAACGAUGAAAUACUGAAAAAAAUGUUUGACUGCGAUAUGGGAUACUCUAAGAUUCAUAGAAUUAUGAAGAACAAUGAGGAAGAAAUGAACUAAGUCAAAGACACUCUAUUUAUUUACUAUAGGCAGCUAAAAAAUAUCUUUGUCUUGUAUGCAAGUAUCUCAACUUACCCUGUAAUUUCCUGGAAUGACUUUACCAACUUUUGCUACAGAUGUAAAAUAAUAGACAAGAUCCUAAAUCUAUCAACUUUGGAUAGAGUAUUCAUCACAACUAAUGUUGCUUUGCAUAAAUUCUCUUCCUCUGCAGAUAGAUGCCUAUAAAGAUACGAAUUUAUGGAAAUUUUAAUGAGACUGGCUAAUGCUAAAUUUAGAGAUACCAACAUUUGCCUUAAUACUAGUGAUGCUCUAGAAAAACUUAUUCAAGAAAAUAUAUUGCCAAACUCAGAGUAUGUUGACAGUAAAAUAUUUCGAGAGCAAAUUUUAUACACUUACGAGGUUAAUGAGAUACUAGCUAGAAAUGAAGCACCUUUGAAGAAAGUAUUUGAACUUUAUACUCAUCCAAACAAGAAAUAUAUAACUCUUAGGGAAUGUAUUGAGAUAGUUAAUAAGAGAGCUGACAUGAAAAUGAUUGAAACAACGAUCGGUUACUGUUUCGCUCAAAGUCUUAUGCCAAUUAUUGAUACAGUAAAAGAUUAAACAAGGUGUGAUCAGAUGAAGUAUGUUGAGUUUUUGGAAUUCAUUGGCAGAAUUAGUUUUGAGUAUUAUAAGGAAAUCGGAGGAGAUGAAGAAACAUUGCUUCAUAUAAAAAUAGAUAAAAUACUGGGACCAUUAUUUAAAGGAUCUGGAACAUAUAAGCAUUUCUCAUAUCUAUCGUCCUAGAAUGUAGGACUUUCUGAAAGAAAAUCAUCAGAUGAAUCAGUAGAUCUUGAUGAAGAGGAACUUAUGAAGGCUAAUAAAAUGAUGGAAGAUAGUAAUGAUAAAUUUUAAAAUGAUGUGCUGUCAUAAUAGUAAAUGCUAAGAUUAGAAUCAUCGAUGAAACAAAGAGAGAGUUACUUCAAAAAAUAUUAGAAGAAAAUACUUAGUUACCAAAUCAAACUAUGA